CGUAUGGGCGCUUGGCGGCGGCGGCGGCUUUAAACGUCAUCGCGGGCGCGACGCCCCGAGGGACAGUCUGGAGUCCGGCUGUCGUUAAGGUGCGGCGGCGAGACCGGCAGGGAAGAUGCCAGUGGCGGUGAUGGCGGAAAGUGCCUUCAGUUUUAAAAAGUUGCUGGAUCAGUGCGAGAACCAGGAGCUCGAGGCUCCUGGAGGAAUUGCUACACCCCCAGUGUAUGGUCAGCUUCUAGCUUUAUAUUUGCUCCAUAAUGACAUGAAUAAUGCAAGAUAUCUUUGGAAAAGAAUACCACCUGCUAUAAAAUCUGCAAAUUCUGAACUUGGAGGAAUUUGGUCAGUAGGACAAAGAAUCUGGCAGAGAGAUUUCCCUGGGAUCUAUACGACCAUCAAUGCUCACCAGUGGUCUGAGACAGUCCAGCCAAUCAUGGAAGCACUUAGAGAUGCAACAAGGAGACGAGCCUUCGCCCUGGUCUCUCAAGCGUACACCUCCAUAAUCGCUGACGAUUUCGCAGCCUUUGUGGGCCUUCCUGUCGAAGAGGCUGUGAAAGGUAUAUUAGAACAAGGAUGGCAAGCAGACUCCACCACAAGAAUGGUUCUGCCCAGAAAGCCAGUUGCAGGGGCCCUGGAUGUUUCCUUUAACAAAUUUAUUCCCUUAUCAGAGCCUGCCCCGGUUCCCCCAAUCCCCAAUGAACAGCAGUUAGCCAGACUGACCGAUUAUGUGGCUUUCCUUGAAAACUGAUCUGUCACCCUGAGUUCAAGAUCUACCUUCAGAAUCCUGUAUACUGACAAAGUAGAAAUGUAAAAUUUUUAUUUUCAAUUUAUUGGAUGGAUGAAGCACCUCAGCAUUCCUUACUGAUUAUGUGAUAAAAUACAUAUAUAAUAUAAAGUAUAUCUAUUUUGUCCUUAAACAUGCUGAAUGGUUGUUGAAACAACUCUGAUUUUGUAAUAUUUAACAAUCUAGAUGGAGCUUGUCAGUAUUAUGUGGUUAGUUUGUAUUUCCUAGUGACUUACAAAAUAAGAUCUCCUAUUCCAUGUA
This is a messenger RNA of Lemur catta (Ring-tailed lemur), 1042 nucleotides long. It is a transcript of the gene COPS8, whose product is annotated as COP9 signalosome subunit 8. Lineage: Eukaryota; Metazoa; Chordata; Mammalia; Primates; Lemuridae. Gene Ontology annotation, biological process: COP9 signalosome assembly; protein deneddylation. Bases 116 to 745 code for a protein of 209 amino acids. The record is from RefSeq and is a predicted model, not a curated record. The transcript has 8 exons. Gene Ontology annotation, cellular component: COP9 signalosome.